GUGAUGCACAGGCUGUCUAAGUAGGUCCGCUGCCUAUCGAUUCAAAAGCAGCGCUGUCGGGCUCUGCAGGCUCAGAUAAGGGAACAGGGACGAGGGGAAAAAAACGCAGCUGCGCUGGGCUAGAGAGCAGGAGCAAUAAGCAUCGCUUCUAUUGUCUUCCUCCUUCCCCCCCUCCCUCUGCUUCUCUGCAAAGGGGAUGCCUGCUGUCGCCGCUGUUUCACCAGAGCUGCGAUUUGCAGAUGAAGAAGGAGUAGAGCAUAUCCGCACUGCCUAGGACAGGCUCUCCCUACCACCACAGAGGAGAACGGCAAACGCAUCCAUCCCAGGGUUCCUGCUGUGUGUUGUGCUGUGAGACGGCAAGAUGGAAGCCCCACUGGUGUGCCUGGAUGAGGAGUUUGAGGACCUGCGGCCCUGCAGGACAGAGGAGCCUGACCAGACCCUGCAGCGCCCCUACAGCACAAUACCCCUUGCCCGGGAGGACUUCUCUGAGCUGGAGAACUUCUCUGAGAUGAUGAGCUUCAAGUCCAUGGAGGACCUGGUCAACGAGUUUGACGAGAAGCUCAACGUGUGCUUCCACAACUACGACACCAAGACAGAAGGGCUGGCCCCGGUGCGCGACCAAUCACACGCGGAGGAGGACGAGGAGCGGCUGCAGGAUGAGGAUGUGUGGGACGCACUGACUGAUAACUACCUGCCCUCAUCUGGCAGCUGGGACAACACCAACUCAGAGGGGCUGAACGGCAACCUAUCUGAUCAGGAGAUCCAUGAAAAGGAAGAGGAGGAAAUGAAUGAGAAGAAUGACAAUGCAAACUGCCUGAACGAGGAACCGCUCGUAACUGCUGACCAGGUGAUCGAGGAGAUUGUGGAGAUGAUGGAGAAUUCUCCUGACCCAGGGGAGACAGAGGAGGAGGAAGAAGAGGAAAGCAGGGACUCCUCCUUCCAGUCCAGCCCCUCCCUGCUGGAGGAGAUUCGGAUGCUGUCCCAGGCCUCCAACAAUAACUGUUCUUACGAAGGCCUCAGCCUGAUGCCCAGCUCAGCGCUGGUGGAGUUGCUGUGCCGGGUGGAGGCCGCCAUCCGCCAGUACUCGGAGGAGCUGGUGACGCAGCUGGCCCGGCGUGACGAGCUGGAGUUCGAGAAGGAGGUGAAGAACACCUUCAUCACGGCCCUGAUUGAGGUGCAGAACCGGCAGAAAGAGCAGCGGGACCUCAGCAAGCGACGGCGCCGCGCCAAGGGCCUGAGCCUGCAGGGGGUGCCCCGCCCUGAGAAGACCAGCUCCAUGCCUGUGAAGCGUUUCAGUAUGGAAGGUCUCUCCAACAUUCUGCAGACAGGGAUCAGACAGACAUUUGGCAACUCAGGGACAGACAAACAGUAUCUCAACACAGUUAUUCCUUAUGAGAAGAAGGGGACUCCUCCCACAGUGGAAGACCUUCAGAUGCUGACAAAAAUCCUUUAUGCAAUGAAGGAAGACAGUGAGAAGGUGCCAACAUUGCUAACUGAUUACAUUUUGAAAGUGCUGUGUCCUACCUAAAGGUACAGAGGGGCUGCUGCAUGAGACCGUGUGAGACGAGGCCGUUGGAGGCCGCUCGAGGCGAUCAGAGGCAGCUCAGAGCGCCAGUCCUCCUCACUGAGUCAAAGCUGCAUGAGUUCCCGUCCAUCAUCGAAGAUGGAUCAUUACAUCUAACCACUGUACCUGACUCAUACAGACCUCCAAUAAAACUCUGCCUUUGCUGAACUCACCUUGUCUUUCCUGUCCCCACUCG
Messenger RNA from Megalops cyprinoides (Indo-Pacific tarpon), 1760 nucleotides. RefSeq names its product fasciculation and elongation protein zeta 1 (zygin I) (gene fez1). Gene Ontology annotation, cellular component: axon; cytoplasm. The coding region runs from base 362 to 1528 and encodes 388 amino acids. Lineage: Eukaryota; Metazoa; Chordata; Actinopteri; Elopiformes; Megalopidae. The transcript has 10 exons. The record is from RefSeq and is a predicted model, not a curated record.